Messenger RNA from Linnemannia hyalina, 552 nucleotides. The record is from the annotation of a GenBank genome assembly. Lineage: Eukaryota; Fungi; Mortierellomycota; Mortierellomycetes; Mortierellales; Mortierellaceae.
AUGUUCCGUGCGCUGUCAAAGAGCAGCACCAUCGUCGCUGCAUUGGCACAACGCCAAACCGCCCAGCAGACCCGUGUCCAGGGUCUUGCUGCCUUCCACAGCUCUGCCACCCGUAAGGACAGCGCCUCAGACCUCCUCAGCAGCCUCGCCUCUUCCUCCUCCAACAACAACAGGAACAACAACAACAACAGGACAAGCAGCCUCUUCGGAAACUCUCGUAGCAACAACAACAACAGCCGGUCAGACAUUUCCCUGUUCGGUCUUUUGCCUCCCAAGGCCAACACGACCGCCAACCCUAUCCAUCUGGACACCAACCACCCCACCGAGGGCCGCUCCUUCAGGGUCAACUCUCCCGCGACGAUCGAUCAAACCUAUAGACGUUUGAGGUCGGCGGUAAACCAGUCGAACAUGAAGCGGGAGUUGAGGUUGAGGAGGACUUAUGAGGACGGUCAUACUAGGAUGAGACGCGAGAACCAGGAACGGAACAAGAAGCUCUUUGGUGCCAUGGUCCGUAAGAAGAUUGAGCUCAUCAAGCUCAUGAAGAUUCGGUGA